AUGGCCCAGGGGGUGCUCUACUCCCUAGAGGUGACAUUGGCUGAGCCGCCCUGCAGCCCCCCCACAGCCUGCAAGCACCCCCAGUCUUCAGAGACCCUGCUUUGUUGCUUUGAAGUCCUGGACCAGAUAUGGGCCAAACAGACGCUGCUGGAGCAAGACUGCGGUCAGCCUGGCUCCCAGCCUCUUCUCUGGAGUUCUGACCAUCAGCGUCCUCCUGGCCUCCCAUCUAAGGCGAGAAACCAGAGCAGUCCGGAUGCGGGCUUGUCGGCCGGGCCCCACAGCUCGUCCUUGCCCAGGACGAGCGACUCAGUGGAGCUCAUCAGCCUCUUCAAGGACUUCCUCACCACCUACAACAAGAGCUAUGCCAAUGCCACAGAGACCCAACGACGUCUGGGCAUCUUUGCCCGGAACCUGGAGCUGGCCCGCAAGAUGCAGGCGUUGGACCAGGGUUCUGCUGAGUACGGUGUCACCAAGUUCAGUGACCUCACAGAAGAGGAGUUUCGCACUUUCUAUCUGAACCCUCUAUUAAGCAGCCUCCCAGGCCAAGCCCUGAGGCCGGCCCCAGCGGCCAGAGGUCCAGCCCCUGCCUCCUGGGACUGGAGAGAACACGGGGCCGUCACUGAAGUCAAGAAUCAGGGCAUGUGUGGGUCCUGCUGGGCCUUCUCGGUGACCGGCAACGUGGAGGGGCAGUGGUUUCUCCGCCACGGGACCCUGCUGGCCCUUUCUGAGCAGGAGCUGGUGGAUUGCGACACGCUGGACCAAGCCUGUGGCGGAGGCCUUCCCUCGAAUGCCUACACAGCUAUUGAGACACUGGGUGGGCUCGAGACGGAGAAGGACUACAGUUACGAGGGCCGCAAGGAGCGGUGCAGCUUCUCCCCUGACAAGGCCCGAGCCUACAUCAACAGCUCGGUGGACCUGAGCCGCGAUGAGGAAGAGCUCGCCGCCUGGCUGGCCGAGAACGGCCCCGUCUCCAUCGCGCUCAACGCCUUCGCCAUGCAGUUCUACCGCCGCGGGGUCUCCCACCCAUUCCGGCCCCUGUGCAGCCCCUGGUUCAUCGACCAUGCCGUGCUGCUCGUGGGCUACGGCGACCGCUCCGGCAUCCCCUUCUGGGCCAUCAAGAACAGCUGGGGCCCUGACUGGGGCGAGGAGGGUUAUUAUUACUUAUAUCGGGGUGCCCGGGCCUGUGGGAUGAACACCAUGGCCAGCUCUGCCAUCGUGGACUAGCGAGCCCACCCCGGGCCGGAACCGGUAACAGCGGCGCCCCCUCUGGGCAGGGCAGCGUCCCAGCCCGGCCCGUGAACUCAGACCUCUAGACUAGCGUGACUCGUUCUCCUCGACCUGGCAGGGCCGCCCCCACCCGCCCCCUGCCCGGGCUGUGGGAGGGCAAAGACGGGCCCAGCGAGGCAGGACCGCCGGGGGCUGCUCCAGGAUCUGUCCAGGGGUCGCUACUCAUUCUGAUCCCAUACCAGCUCCUGCAGGCACUGAGCCUCAGUUUCCCUCUCUGUACAAUGGUUUGGACUCUCCUGGCUGAGAUGAAAACUGUCUGUUAUGGCCGAAGCCUUGUGCCCGGCACCCUCUUAGCAUCAAUAAAGUUAGGUCCUGA
Gracilinanus agilis (Agile Gracile Mouse Opossum) is the source of this 1603-nucleotide messenger RNA. It is a transcript of the gene CTSF, whose product is annotated as cathepsin F. The transcript has 13 exons. Gene Ontology annotation, molecular function: cysteine-type endopeptidase activity. Gene Ontology annotation, cellular component: lysosome. The record is from RefSeq and is a predicted model, not a curated record. NCBI's taxonomy places the organism in Eukaryota, Metazoa, Chordata, Mammalia, Didelphimorphia, Didelphidae. Bases 1 to 1224 code for a protein of 407 amino acids.